ACAUCUGUCUUUGCUUUUGAUCACGGGAGCGAUGGUGAUGGGUCAGUAUGAUAUCCUUCCUGUCAACUUCAAAAAGGUACCCUUGGAUCUGGAAGAAGAGGAUGUUUUCCUGCGAUCUCUAGCAUGGCAAAACCGAGAGACUGAUGAAAUAUUGCCCACAUCGCCACCGAAUAAGGAAAGCAAUGAUUAUGGGCCCGAGACACUUAUUCUGUAUUACGAGGCUGACAACGUUUUCACGGCGGAAAAUUUACGGGUCAUUCAAGCGUUUGAGGACCAGCUGACUAGUGUUGUGGACUAUACAAUGUUUUGUUCAAAAGAAAACAGCAUGGCCUGCUCCAAACCGUUUUCUAUUCUUCGUUUAUUUGAUGGGACGUUCGGACCUCUUUUCAACGACACGUCCUUCAGUGACAUACCUCAGACAUUUGAAAAUGCCAUGAAAAUUCCAGAGAUGUCACGACAGCUUAAAUUUUUCCUUGGAAAGAACUUCAUAGUAAACGUAGCUGGCGGAAUUGCUAAAUCGUCCAUCACUCGUACCGCUUUCUACUUUAUCUUUGAUACACAGCUUGAAUCUUUCUUGGUGAAUAACUAUAGGCAGAGACUUCUAGACCUCAACGAAAACGGACUUGGUUCAAUGAAGUUUCUGUAUUCUUGUGAAACUCUGUUUGUUUAUGACGUUCAACGACAAGUUAUAUUUGACAUGAUGCUUGCCGUAGGCAGUUUUGGUUUUAUUUUUCUGUUCAUGUUGUUUCAAACAAAGUCAUUAUUUGUCACAUGUUUUGCUAUCUUUAGCAUUCUAACGAGUUUCUUUGGUGCCAACAUGAUAUAUCGCAUUGCGUUCGAUUACAAAUAUUUUGGAAUCUUUCAUGUGCUAUCAAUAUUCAUAAUUCUCGGUAUAGGUGCCGAUGACGUUUUUGUAUAUUUUGAUACCUGGCGAGCAACAUCACAUGAACAUAUGGAAUCACUGGAGCAAAGACUAUCGGAAUGUUACAGAAGAGCGUCCAAAUCUAUGUUGAUCACGUCACUAACAACAAUGGUAGCCUUCAUUUCUAACGCAUUUUCUCCAGUUUUAGGGAUUUCUUCGUUUGGACUUUUCAGUGCUACUCUAGUUUUUAUCAAUUAUUUGUCUGUUAUAACUUUUUUCCCUUCCGUGGUUUUGAUACAUCACCUCUACUUCGAGAAGUGGAUUUGGCCCUGCUUCAGAUCGUGCCAUCAGCAUUUACAUACAGUGCCUUCCCAAAAUGUCACCGUGACGGAUGUAGAUGAAAAUCAGACACCAAGGAAGAAUAUUGUUGUCAGAUUCUUUUACGGACGUUAUUUCAGAUUUAUAACGCACAAAAUCAUCCGAUGGGUGAUACUGAUCUGCUUUCUCGCUCUCAUUGUGGUUUUCAUCGUGUUUGUAAAAGAUUUGAAACCAGAUGAAGAAUCGACAAAAAUAUUCAAAGAACACCAUAACUAUCAAAUGGCUAACGAUAGACGGAAAAAUGCCUUUAUACCGAGUGGAAGAGAUCAGAUCAUUCGUGUCUACAUGGUGUGGGGGCUCCGGCUUCAGGACCGAAGUAGCUGUCACAAAACCGAUGGCGAGAAGUGUACGGGAAAAACUGUGUGGGACGAAGCUUUCGACCUCAAUCCUAGCCCCGCCCAAUUCCAGUUGAAGAAAAUGUGCAAUGACCUUCAAAAUCUGCCCGACAAGAUCAACGCAGAUCUGCAUAUACGUAAUAACUCGUUGACUGGUAAACUGGAGGUGGACUGUUUUCUAGACAGUAUGGAAAACUUCCUAUCGAACGAAAGUGGUAAAGCUAUUUAUGGAGGGUCGGGAGACUUCAGCAUCCCAUUUACGGAGACUAAAAUUUCUCACUUGAUGACGUCACAUCCGGAGUUGUACAACAGUUCCGCCAUUUCUUCGAAUUUCUACCGAUAUUUUGAGACGGCUGCUGCAUUUUGGCUGCAUGAUGGCUACUCGUCCAAUGUUACCUCUGAUUACACUGAACUCCUAGGGCUUUCCAAAUGACCAGUACGAUACCUUACCUCUACUGAACAGUACAUGGGACUUCUAUGGAACAAGAUUACGGUAUGCUGCCAUCACCGCCAAUACUUCUCUUGUCCAGGGAAGGCUUGGGUACGAAGUGGGCCUCCCGAUCUAUGAUGCAUGGGAGAAAUUCUUUAAUGCAAAGAUUGCAGAGCUACCUCCGUCUCUGUCUGGGGGAUUCCAGUGUACGCCGGAGGGGAACAAUCCUUGGCAUUGGCUUAAAGUCCAAAAGACACUGGUGGAGUCGGCUCUGCGAGGAAUCGCAAUUGGGAUUUGUCUAGCCUUCGUGGUAAUUACCCUAGCCACACAAAAUAUAGUUGUAGGAUUCCUGGCUACCGUCAGUAUAGCUUGUGUCACCGUCACCAUCAUCGCCAUUAUACCUAUGGUUGGCUGGAAACUGGGGGUGCUGGAGUCCUUAAACUUAUCGCUAGUUGUGGGGUUGUCUGUCGACUACGUCGUCCAUCUUGCGGAAGGAUACCAUAUGUCCAUCCAUGCAGACCGGAAGAGCAAGGUCCGUGACAUGCUUGAAUCAGUAGCUGUGUCCAUAUCUUCUGGAGCAGCAUCAACACUUGGGGCGUCCAUAUUCAUGUUGUUUGCAGAAAUUUUAUUUUUCGUCCAGUUUGGAAUUUUCAUGUUUUGUACAAUCGGUUUCUCUCUUAUUUAUUCCCUUGGACUGUUUUCGGCUGUUCUGGCUCUUGUUGGUCCCGAAGGUAAUUUUGGGUCGCUUGUCCCAUUGUGGCAAAAACUUAUUUAUAUUGUGGAAGGACGUAAAUCUACAGACGAAACUUGUGACCAAUGUAAAGGAAAAGGUUUUUGGCCCAAAGAAACUACACAGGUUAGCGAUAAUCCUGGAAAUAAAGAUACUACAAAUGGAGAAGAAAAUGAGGCGUUUUCUAAAGAAUGAGGUGGGCGAACCAAGCUCAUGAAUGAUACAUAUAUAUGAUCUAGAGUUGAUAAACUCUACAUUUGUAUAUAAAACUGAAUUAUACCGUGCCAUGGUGCCUAAAUAUUGUCCAAUUCAUAUAGACCAUUUACGUGAAUGUGGCCAUCUACUGAUAAGUAGACAAUUAACAUUCCCUAUGAGAAGACAUUUGUAAACGUACAUGUAUACAAGUAAACGUUAUCAAAAUGACCUAACGUGGGAUAACUCUUCAUGUAUGUUUAAGUUUAAUAACCUUGAGCACAUGUGAUAUACACGGAUUGUCCGUAUGGAAGAAGGGCGUGGCGAAGAUUACAUUUCAAAUUAUAUAUUUUUGUUGCUUAUCUAAAUAUUUAAGAAGUGGCCAAUAUGCUUGUCCUUCAAAAAAAAUCAGUUUUCAGUGUUUUUAAUAAAACAGAUAGUAUUGCAUGUCGUCAUCUUUCGAUCCGUCGGAAAUGAACAUUUUGAAACACAUCAUUACGGUCUGGAUGACGUCAAUAUUACAGGCAGAAUGACAGUUCUCGGUGGACGGACCUUAAAUAAGAAUAUGAAUAGUUUAUCUUUAUAUAUAUAUAUAUAUAUGUCGGUAUAUCGUCAUUACAUGUAUAAUGUCGGUUCGUUCUACUGCCUCUGCUCUUCUAAAUUUAUCCUUUACGGUGUAAUCCUUUGCCUAAUAUACGUUACAUGAAUUACGUUUGAUGUCCGAUAUAUUAUAUACGUUACGUGAAUUACGUUUGAUGUCCGAUAUAUAAUAUACGUUACGUUAAUUACGUUUGAUCCCCGAUAUAUAAACAUACGUUACGUUAAUUACGUUUGAUGUCCGAUAUAUUAUAUACGUUACGUUAAUUACGUUUGAUCUCCGAUAUAUAACAUACGUUACGUUAAUUACGUUUGAUGUCCGAUAUAUAAUAUACGUUACGUUAAUUACGUUUGAUGUCCGAUAUAUAAUAUAAGUUACGUGAAUUACGUUUGAUGUCCGAUAUGUAACAUACAUUACGUGAAUUACGUUUGAUGUCCGAUAUAUAACAUACAUUACGUGAAUUACGUUUGAUGUCCGAUAUAUAAUAUACGUUACGUGAAUUACGUUAGCUCUCCGAUAUAUAACAUGCAUUACGUGAAUUACGUUUGCUCUCCGAUAUAUAAUGGGUGUCAUCAGUGAUCGGUUUAUCCUCAUUGAAUGCAUAUCAUUACAUCACAGUUUGUCAGGACGCAUACAUUAUCUAGUAGCCGCAUCUCAUUCCAAGUAACAGUUAUGUUUACAUAUCUAAUAUUGUUGAUAUUGCGUUAAUGUUUACGAUGGUCAUAAAUUAUCCUUACUUCCCAUGCGUAUUUAAUGAUGAUCAUGAAUUCCCCUUACCUCCUAAGCGUAUUUAUGGCGAAGAGAGAUAAUACUUCUAAAACUAAAACAUUUAACUGGAAACUCAAGAAACAGCAUAACGUUAAUGAGUCAUUCUCAAUUUCAGAAAAUGAGUCAUUCUCAAUUUCAGAAAAUGAGUCAUUCUCAAUUUCAGAAAAGUGCAUUUUUUCUGUUUCAUUCCGAUGAUUGUAAUACAAUGUUAUAUAAGUCGUCCCAAGUAACCUUACAGCUGGGACCACCUGAACGUGUGUAAGAUCCGGCAGCUGAACUUCAUCGCAUGUAAAUCGUUAUUUAUAAAUGAAUGAAUGACGUCACAGUUAUGAACAUAUGUUCCGACACGAAAAGCAGCUGUUGAAUCUACGUAGAUGACAACUGGGAUAGUUAAAAUAUCAGCUCUGAUGACGUUCAUGUGUGACGUGCAUUUAUUGCAUUUUACGACCAGAUGGUCACACAUGUCAAUACCACAUUAAAAGUAUUUAGUGGGGUCAAGGUAUUUUCUUUGAUGUAAGACAACCUUUAUAUAUUUAUAUAUAUGAACAGUCUUAGGUAGCUAUAUCAUAUCCGAUUUUGGUCCAACAAUGCUUAGCAUUUGUUGAUAUCUGCGAACAUUAAAAGUUUAUAAAUCUAUGUUAGAACCUUUAUAGAAUACUUUUUAUCCCCCACUUUAGUAAGGGGUAUAUAGUAACCACUUUUUGCGUUCGUGCGUCUGAACGUACGUGUGUGCGUGAUAACAUUAACACGACAUUUCAUAAACUACUUG
Pecten maximus is the source of this 5062-nucleotide messenger RNA. Its product is annotated as protein dispatched homolog 1-like. The coding region runs from base 32 to 2008 and encodes 658 amino acids. The transcript has 9 exons. Lineage: Eukaryota; Metazoa; Mollusca; Bivalvia; Pectinida; Pectinidae. Gene Ontology annotation, cellular component: membrane. The record is from RefSeq and is a predicted model, not a curated record.